AUGGCCGCACUCCGCGCGACUUCAAGAUGGGCAGUCUCGGGUACCCCAAUCCAGAAUAGCCUACUCGACUUCCAUGGUCUCUUCAAAUUUCUUCAUUUCGCCCCAUACGAUGAUCCAAAAGCUUUUGACGAUGACAUUUCGAGCAUAUGGCGUACCAAAACCGUCGAAGAAGCCAGUGAGACAUUCAAGAAGCUACUAUCGUGCUUGAUGAUCCGACGAACGAAGACUAUCCUGGAUUUGCCCAAGAGAGAUGACCAUCUGAUGCGUGUGCCAUUCAACCACGAGGAAGAGAGAUAUUAUCGCCAAAUCGAGCAGCCCGUCAUGGAAAUGCUAGACCGCGACACACGAGACGACAGCCAAACCCAGGUUCCUUGGAUGACUGCUAUACAGCAGAUCAACAAGCUUCGUCUUAUCUGCAACCUAGGCGUCUCCACUCAUUCGCAAGCCGACUGCAACUCGCAACCUGGCGGCGAAUCCGAUGACAAGACAUCCGUAAUGAACACACGCUUCUCAAUGGACGGAGGAUCAUGUGAGCUGUGCUCCCAGCCAGUCGAACUAUCGACACUCGGCAGCAGUCUACGGAAUAUUGCACAACCACAAGUCUAUUAUUCAGCUUGCAGCAAGUUCUACUGUGCAGAUCUGGACCUAACCGCGGCAUCGACAGCUCACCUUCUCGAACCUCAGUGGAACCCAUCUCUUGAAGACCAAGCACUUGCCCGCGUCCACCGGCUUGGACAGCUUCAUACCGUGACCACUAUACGUUACGUCAUGGAAGACUCGUUUGAAGAGGUACUCAUGCCGCAGUGA
Messenger RNA from Alternaria ethzedia, 807 nucleotides. RefSeq lists its product as uncharacterized. The coding region runs from base 1 to 807 and encodes 268 amino acids. The transcript is spliced from 2 exons. Gene Ontology annotation, molecular function: ATP-dependent chromatin remodeler activity; ATP binding. NCBI's taxonomy places the organism in Eukaryota, Fungi, Ascomycota, Dothideomycetes, Pleosporales, Pleosporaceae. The record is from RefSeq and is a predicted model, not a curated record.